AUGGCGUUUAUGAAUCUACCAGAUUUUAGUGGCCUAUUGGCAAUAGCAAAAGUAGAAGCAGCUUAUAAACAUGAAAGAGGAAUUAAAGAAGCCAUAGAAGAGGCGCUAGAAUCACUUUCAUUGUAUCAGCUGAAGGAUACUUUGGAAGCUACUGAAGAAGAGGCUGAUGAAAACAGGCUGCUUCCAGCAAUGAAUAAAAUAUGGCCAUUCCUGGUUACAUGUAUUCAGAACAGGAACCCAGUGGCUGUCCGGAGAUGUUUGAAUGUGAUCAGCAAUGUAGUACAAAUAUGUGGUGGAGAUUUCUUCACACGCCGCUUCCAUACCGAUGGAACACACUUCUGGAAACUUCUAACAACAUCCCCAUUUCGGAAAAUGUCCAAUUUCAAAGAUGAGAAGACCCCUUUACAACUCCCUUACAGAAACAGUUCUGUAACUUCCGAGGAUUCAUUGGCCGAGACUUCCUAUCUGAAAGUUCAGAUUGCAGUGCUUAACAUGGUUGCGGAUUUAUGCAGUAAUAAGAGGAGUGCCACAGCAUUAGAACUUGUUUUGAAAAAGCUAUGCGGAUUGGCUGUUGGGAUAGCUUGUAGCAAUGUUGCUGGACUUCGCGAUGCUUCUUUUAAUGCCCUUCAUGGACUUGCAUCUAUUGAUCCUGAUCUUGUGUGGCUUCUCUUAGCCGAUAUCUACUACUCUAUAAAGAAGAAUGAUGCUUUGCCUCCUCCACCUAGACCAGAUUUACCAGAGAUCUCUGAAAUCAUUCCUCUUCCCUCAUCUCUCAAAGAAUAUCUAUACGUACAGUAUGGGGGACAGAGUUAUGGUUUUGACAUGGAUUUGGCCUCUGUUGAGUUUGCUUUCACCAAGAUUGAUUCUCAAUAUCAAAUGUAUAGCUGA
Trifolium pratense (red clover) is the source of this 888-nucleotide messenger RNA. Its product is annotated as TELO2-interacting protein 1 homolog. Gene Ontology annotation, cellular component: cytoplasm. The record is from RefSeq and is a predicted model, not a curated record. Gene Ontology annotation, biological process: chromatin remodeling. Bases 1 to 888 code for a protein of 295 amino acids. The transcript is spliced from 3 exons. NCBI's taxonomy places the organism in Eukaryota, Viridiplantae, Streptophyta, Magnoliopsida, Fabales, Fabaceae.